CUGAAGGAUGAGGUUGAGGACUUCCUGGGUGUGGAGGCGGGUGAUGAGAUGGACCGCCUGGUGGAGACAGUGGCCGAGGAUGAGGAUAACGUGCUCAGUGGUAAGUACCUGCAUGGCCUGGGGCAGAAGGCGAGGCUGUCCCUGGUGGAUGUGCUGGAGGCCCCUCGGGGCUUCUGGGGUAGCUUCAGCCACCUUUGAGGAGACGGUGCAGCUGGGUGCCUGGCGCAUGGCUGGCAUUGGCCCUCUUCCCCACAUACUGGACCACAACCCCCAGGAGAGACACCCACAACAGAGUCACUCAACAGAGGACCAUCCCACCUCCUACUCCUGCACCAUCACCUCUCUCACCCCCACCAAAGUGUCCUGCACAGCAGCCGGCCUGUCCGCAGGCUCCUACAGACCCAUGGUGACCAUGGCUGGGGCUAGGGCAGUUGUGGGCAACAAGGUGACCUCCACUACCCUGCCCGUGGCCUCUGCCCUAACACCUCAGUCCAGCAGCAUCAACGGAGGUGCAGUGCUGGUGGGGAACAGCUCGGGGUUCAUUCCCGGGUACAUGAUGGUGGUGGUUGGUGGUGCUGAGUGCCCCAUGCUGCAGGAGAGUGCCAACACCAUCUCCUGCCGCCUGCCACCUGGCAUUGAGGGGGAGGCAGCGGUGGUGGUCAGUGUGGCCUGCAGUGAGAAUGUGAUGGCUGCCAAAGCAUUCACCUACGCUGCAGCCGUCACCCCCAUGCUUCUCUCUGUCACGCCCUCUACUGAUGUGGUGAGCAGCACCACCCUCACACUGGAUGGCACUGGCUUCACUCUGUCCGGGGGCACCCCUGAGGUCACCGUGGGGGGCAAAAGGUGUGGCCUGGUCUCCCCUGCUUCCCCCACCUCCCUCCAGUGCAUCGUGAGUCAGGGGGAUUGAGGGGAAGUGCUGCAGGGAAGAGACUGAUGAGUGCCAUGAGGGAGUGUGAGGCAGCUUGGGGGGGAAAGUGAGAGGGAACUGAGUAAUAAUAAUAGUAGAGGAAAUAGAUGUAGUUCUGCAAAUGAGUGAGUGACAGGAAAAGUAACAUUACUGAAUGAGACAAUGAAUUAAGCAAUGAUAGAUUUGGGUUAGGAAAAGUUUUUUGAAUUAGGAAGAAUGUUUAAUGCUCUUUUUUCUUUC
Messenger RNA from Scylla paramamosain (green mud crab), 1147 nucleotides. Its product is annotated as fibrocystin-L-like. The record is from RefSeq and is a predicted model, not a curated record. The transcript has 2 exons. The coding region runs from base 8 to 907 and encodes 299 amino acids. Lineage: Eukaryota; Metazoa; Arthropoda; Malacostraca; Decapoda; Portunidae.